AUGGAUAUUGACUCAGGGACAGUCAAUACUCCUCAAACACCACCAGAAGAUAGAGCUAUAGAACGUUUAAAUGAACGUUUGGAGCUCUACAGUUUAGAGAACAGUAGAGCUAUCCCAGGUGAUGGCAAUUGUCAGAUGCAUGCCCUAUCUGACCAAAUUUAUGGCGAUUUGAACCAUAGUAUGGAAAUUAGAAUAGCCAUUGUUACAUGGCUCAUAAAAAAUAAAAACUUAACCCUUUCAAAUGGUGCAAAAUUAUACCAAUUUGCCAAUGCCACUAGUUGGUAUAAGUACUGCAUCCAAAUGGCAAGAAAGGGUACAUGGGGAGACCACUUAACUUUACUCGCCGCUGCUGAAAUUUUCAAAUCUAAAAUUACCGUUAUUUCAUCAGUUGAAUCUAACAGCAGCUUUUUCAUUGAAAUCACUCCACGUUCAGUUGAAAACUCCAGAGUAAUUAUUUUGUCUCACCAUGCAGAACAACACUAUGGUUCCUUACGCCAAAUUUUAUAA
This is a messenger RNA of Dictyostelium purpureum, 507 nucleotides long. RefSeq lists its product as uncharacterized. The coding region runs from base 1 to 507 and encodes 168 amino acids. Gene Ontology annotation, molecular function: cysteine-type deubiquitinase activity. Gene Ontology annotation, biological process: protein deubiquitination. The record is from RefSeq and is a predicted model, not a curated record. The transcript has a single exon. NCBI's taxonomy places the organism in Eukaryota, Evosea, Eumycetozoa, Dictyosteliales, Dictyosteliaceae.